CGCGGGCGCCGAACGACACAAAGAGCGCCCACGCUCAGUCCGGACACAUAAACUCUAUUGGCUUUCCAGUGCAGCACUGCCAACCGGACACCUCUCCAUCUUGCUCAAGCAUCUCACCUCAUUCGCACUCCUCCCCGUCUGCACUGCCUCCGCCGUUCGUGUCGCGUGUCGGAUGGCGACGUGAGACUUGCCUCCUCCACCCCAUUCCCCGCCUGCUGCUUCAUCCAUCACCAUGAAGUGGUCGAGUCUCCUUCCCACAUUGCUGGCUGCCACAGCUUGCGCAGCAGACGCUCCACGACGGAUACGCGAUUACGAGACAUUCGAUUACUAUGCAGUACACAUUCGGCCUGGGCAGGACCCCGAGACAGCCGCCAGAGAAAUCGGCCUCGAGUACGACGGGCCCCUGGGCGAGCUGGACGACCACUACAUCUUCCGCACCGCAGACCGGAAACACGAUUACGAUCACAUCACCACACUCAAGGCCGACCUCAAAAGGCGGCGGCGGAAACGAGAAGCUGGCGCCGACGCCCCACAUGUCCUCGACUCUGUGCGGCUAUCGAAGAAGCAAGAGCUGCACAAACGAUUUCCCCUCGAGAAGCGAAAUGCCCCUUCGCUAGACUACCUCAACAAGAUACUCCGACAGGGCAACUUCGGUGGGGGAGCGCAGUUUGACGAAGCCGCUGUUGCGCAGCAGAAUGAGGUGGCCUUGAACUUGAGCAUCACCGAUCCCAUAUUCAGAGAGCAAUGGCAUCUGUUCAACAAUAUUGAAGUGGGACACGACAUCAACGUCACCGGCGUGUGGAUGGAUGGCGUCACUGGAAAUGGCAGCACAGUCUGUAUCGUAGACGAUGGUCUCGAUUUCCACAGCAACGACUUGAAAGACAGCUACUUCGCCGCCGGUAGCUGGGAUUACAACGAUCCUGGGCCAGAUCCCCUCCCCAGACUCUCUGACGAUCGACACGGGACAAGAUGUGCUGGCGAGAUCUCUGCCGUGAAGAACGACGUGUGUGGUGUCGGCGUGGCAUACGGCGGACGCGUUGCUGGCGUUCGUAUCCUUAGUAAAGUCAUCUCCGACGCCGACGAAGCCGAGGCGAUGAUUUACGCGUACCAGCAAAACCACAUCUACUCGUGUUCAUGGGGCCCGCCGGAUGAUGGAACCGCGAUGGAGGCGCCUGGCAUUCUGAUCCGGAGAGCCCUGGUUCAGGGUGUGCAAAAAGGUCGUGGUGGCCUGGGCAGCAUUUACGUCUUCGCCAUUGGCAAUGGAGCCGCCAACGAUGAUAACUGCAACUUUGACGGCUACACGAAUUCCAUCUAUUCUGUCAGUGUCGGAGGCAUCGAUCGCAAAGGUCUGCACCCGUACUACAGCGAAAAGUGCUCAGCACAACUGGUCGUGACCUACUCCUCAGGCUCUGGCGAUGCCAUCCACACUACUGAUGUCGGUGCGGACAAGUGCUACGUGAAUCACGGUGGCACGUCUGCUGCUGGUCCUCUCGUCGCAGGAAUCUACGCUCUUAUGCUCGAGGUAAAUCCAAAGCUUACCUGGAGAGACUUCCAGUGGAUCACUGUCCUCAACGCUGUCAAGCUUGACCAAGGCGAUGACUGGCAAAUGAACAAGGCCAUCGGUCGCGAGUUCAGCCAUCAAUACGGUUACGGCAAGGCAGAUGCGUGGGCUUUCGUUGAGGCGGCGAAGAAUUGGACCAACGUGAAACCACAGGCAUGGUACUUCAGUCCAUGGCUGCAUGUCAAGCAAGCCAUUCCCGAAGGCCAGGAUGGAUUGGCAUCGACUUUCGAGGUGACCGAGGAGCACUUGAAGGAGGCCAACCUCGAGCGUGUCGAGCACGUAACUGUGACUAUGAACGUCAAACACACGCGCCGCGGUGAUCUGUCUGUUGACUUGAUCAGUCCAUCUGGGAUCAAAUCCGAAAUUGCUACCCAUCGUCGAAACGAUAACGCACGAAGCGGCUACGUCGACUGGACCUUCAUGACUGUGGCACACUGGGGUGAGUCGGGUGUUGGAAAAUGGACUGUCAUCGUCAAGGACACUCGCAAGAACUCCCACCAGGGCACUUUCAUUGAUUGGCACUUCAAGCUCUGGGGUGAGUCGAUCGACGGCGAGAAACAGGCUCUCCUGCCCAUGCCAACAGACCACGAUGAUGACAAUCACGAUGUCUACGUUGUCCCGACCCAAACGGCGACUGCUCACACGACAUCCGUCGCUCACCCCACCGAUGCCCACGGCGCACCGAUUGGCAACCCCACUGAUCAUCCAAACCGUCCUACGAAGCCGAAGCCUAUCGCCACCGCGCCAGCAGCGCAAGACACUCCGGGCGCAGUGGAGGGCGACGAGCCAACAUCCGUUGCAGAUGAGGACACAAACUCCUUCCUUCCGUCCAAAUGGCCGACAUUUGGGGUAUCACGCAAGACGAUUUAUUGGAUUUAUGGUGCAGCAUUCCUCAUUCUGACGUUCCUGAUGGCUCUCGCUGUCUGGAUGCUCUGUGUCCGACGUAAGCGACGCAGACUGGGAGACUUGGGCGAGUUCGAGAUGGUCGAACAGGACGAUCCAGACGAGUCGGCACCGCUCGCAGGCAAAGGCCGCGCCAGCGGCAAGCCACGUAAUAAGGGCAAAGACCUCUACAAUGCAUUCGCUGAGGGCAGCGACACAGAUGAGGCCGAGGCCUUUGAUAUCGGAACUGAUGAUGAAGAUGACCACGAGAACUUUGGCGAAGGAAGCUCGAGUGGCAACAGCAGAGGCAGCACGGACAGAGCGCAUCCGGCCAGAAAUGAAAGGUAUAGAGACGAGGACCCUGAAAAGGUCGGGCUCGACACAUGAGAUGUUUUCGAGCUUCUUCUAAGGCAUUUUUUGGUAUGUGCAUUGGCCGGCGCAUAGCAUUGCUGGCAGCAUUGGAUGGGUAUACUGUAUAUACGGGACAAUCCUGUGCAUUUUUCUUGGUGACGACCUGCUCUCAACUUCCAC
This is a messenger RNA of Cercospora beticola, 2974 nucleotides long. RefSeq names its product kexin KEX2 (gene KEX2). Gene Ontology annotation, biological process: protein processing. Gene Ontology annotation, cellular component: Golgi membrane; trans-Golgi network. Gene Ontology annotation, molecular function: serine-type endopeptidase activity. NCBI's taxonomy places the organism in Eukaryota, Fungi, Ascomycota, Dothideomycetes, Mycosphaerellales, Mycosphaerellaceae. The record is from RefSeq and is a predicted model, not a curated record.